This is a messenger RNA of Mycetomoellerius zeteki, 2281 nucleotides long. RefSeq names its product trace amine-associated receptor 9. Gene Ontology annotation, biological process: neuropeptide signaling pathway. Gene Ontology annotation, cellular component: plasma membrane. Bases 332 to 1579 code for a protein of 415 amino acids. Lineage: Eukaryota; Metazoa; Arthropoda; Insecta; Hymenoptera; Formicidae. The transcript is spliced from 10 exons. The record is from RefSeq and is a predicted model, not a curated record. Gene Ontology annotation, molecular function: corazonin receptor activity.
UGAGAUGCACCGCGUAUCAAAAAUCUAUUACACGUUGAAGUUACACAUCAUUUUGCAAAUGCGUACAGACGACUCGUGAAUCGUGAGCGGACUUUCGAGUGCGUCAUUAGACGCGCUCAAACGUUCGCAACUGUGUGUAUUCUCAACGACGUCGAUGAUGAAGAAGCAGUGCUUAAAAAAGCUGGUCGGCCAUCAUCAAGGCGGACUCUCGAAAAUUCGCGAUCGACAGGGAUGAAAAUAACGUACGAAAUACGUGUGCCUCGAGCGGGACAUGGGUGUCUCGUCUGGGGAUUCGACACUGUAAUCGCCUGGGGAAAUAAGCGACCAAACGAUGAUGAUGGAACACAAACAGACGAUACUGCUGGCACCCUCACUCAGCAACAGCAGUUGCUGGCGAAGCGGCACAUCCGAUGCCGCUUGGUCAGGUCCGGGCCCUGGAGAACUGAUACGAGCUGCUCUGAUAUUGCUACUCAGUCUUGGUAUCCUAUGCGCCAAUCUACUGGUGAUAUGCGUUAUCAAUAGCAGACAGUACAGCAAAUAUAUACAUGCUCAGCCCAGAUAUUUGCUGACGAGCUUAGCAAGUAACGACCUAGCGAUUGGUCUUUUAGUGACGCCUUUCGGUUUCUUACCAGCUGUUUACGGAUGUUGGCCGUACGGUGAAGUUGUCUGUCAAAUUCAGGCACUCCUUAGGGGCGCUUUGACUCAACAGAGUGCUGUUAUCCUCGUCUGCAUGGCAAUCGACCGUUAUGUUUGCAUGCUGCACCCUCAUCGCUAUCACAAGCACUCUUCUAAAAGGUAUUACAUGCGGCAGGGCUGCGUGGCAGUGAUGUCGACCACUUGGAUAGCGAGCGUGGCAAUUUUCGGGGUUCUGGUACUCCCUAGAGGCGGUUACUACUUCAACGGGUCUGGCCUUCUCGCUUGCGACCCCUUCUUCGCUAGAGCGUCCCUUAGGAUCCUGGCGUGUUGUUGUUUUUAUUUUCCGACGACGAUGGUGCUGAUGUACUGUUACGGCUCGGCUUUCCACGUUAACAAACUACGCUUGAAAAGAGUAGUCUGUGUUAACACGCCGGAGGUCGUUAGUGGCGGCCACAUAGAAAGGCUUGUCGCCCACGAGAGACGAUUGUCGACUUCAGCUUCGCGAACAAUGGCUGCAAUGAGUUUAGGUUUCAUCGUUAUGGUCACGCCAUGGACGAUUCAGGAAGUCGUUGCAGCCUGCACCGGAAGUAAGCCACCGCCAUUUCUCGACUUCCUGGCCACGUGGCUGGCUCUCUCCAACAGCUUCUGGAAUCCUUUCCUUUAUUGGCUGCUCAACAAUCAUUUCCGCCGAAUUUCGAGAGAGUUUCUCUUUACCAAGAUUCUGUGCAGAUCUAAGCCGUUAGGAACAAAACAACACUGCUGCUCGACUAGCACCGGUGGCUUAGAUGUUUGCAGCAUCGCGGGUAUCGAUCUAUCAGGUUUGGAGCGUUGCUCAAUGGAACGAUGCUCAAUGGCGCGUUGUUCCUCGUUAUCAUUAGCGAAUACACCGCCGCUCCCUUGGGAAACCGGACAUGUAACACAUGGUGACGUAGCAUCCACGUGAGCCACAGAUGCCGCCACGCAGACGGAGGAUUUCGGAUCUCCGGACGACGCCAGUUAGUACAGCGUGGCGGCAAGCCGACAUUCGAUGCUUCAAAACUACUGGGCACAAUAUCCGUCAUCUAUGCACCGAUAUCUGCAAGACCAUGUCGUAUCCUCGCUGGAACGAGGACGAGUUUCGCGCAUCGAAGAAGAGAACAAUCGCGACAACGUCGCAACAUUAGAUGGAACGAGCCGUUAUCAUCGACAUGAUCGACAGAAUCGCUUAGAAUUCACGCGUUUUAAAAGUUUACCAGAUCUUAUCCGAGAUAUGGAACAGCGAUGAAACACUGAUUAACGAACACAUCGUUGAAUCAGAAUGUUGCUGUACAUCACUGUCGUCGUCGUCAUUAUUUCAUCAUUAUUCUACAUAAGAAAGCAUGAACUCACUGAUUGCAACAGCGUGAAGGAACGCGAAUUUCAUGCUUCGAGACGAGCGUACACGAAGCAUGUGUCGACAUACCGCGAUUAGCUCUCAUCGCGACGAGAUCGAUUACGGAAAUUAAUUACGACACCAACGAGGAUACUAAUCGCGCCGCUCUCGACGAUAUACAUGUAGAUGUUUAAUCACGGAGCAUACUGCGAGUGUUAACGUCAUUCGCGCCCGCAUCCCCAUUUUCCACGAUUAAUUAUUCACGCGUGAGUGUUCAUCCUACAAGCUGCUCAC